Onychomys torridus (southern grasshopper mouse) is the source of this 1436-nucleotide messenger RNA. RefSeq names its product regulator of G-protein signaling 3-like. NCBI's taxonomy places the organism in Eukaryota, Metazoa, Chordata, Mammalia, Rodentia, Cricetidae. Gene Ontology annotation, cellular component: plasma membrane; nucleus. The record is from RefSeq and is a predicted model, not a curated record. Gene Ontology annotation, molecular function: protein binding. The transcript is spliced from 14 exons. Gene Ontology annotation, biological process: signal transduction. The coding region runs from base 75 to 1436 and encodes 453 amino acids.
UGCCUGAGUUACCUGCAGCUACACAGCCACCGCCUGGGGACAGGCCCUCCUGCCCUGGCCGCAACAGGGACGCCAUGGAGCGCUCCCUGCACCGCGUCUCCCUCGGGAGCCGGCGCGCCCACCCGAACUUGUCCUUCUAUCUCACCACCUUUGGUCAGCUGAAGCUGUCCAUUGAUGCCCAGGAUCGGGUUCUGCUGCUGCACAUUAUAGAAGGCAAAGGCCUGAUGAGCAAAGAGCCUGGCGCCUGUGAUCCCUACGUGAAGAUCUCUUUGAUCCCGGAAGACAAUCAGCAAUGCUGUCAGAAGACGCAGACCAUUCCAGACUGCAGAGACCCAGCUUUCCACGAGCACUUCUUCUUCCCUGUCCCAGAGGAGGGUGAUCAGAAGCGUCUUCUGGUGACCGUGUGGAACAGGGCCAGUGAGACCAGGCAGCAUGCACUCAUCGGCUGCAUGAGCUUCGGGGUGAGAUCCCUCUUGGCUCCGGACAAGGAGAUCAGUGGCUGGUAUUAUCUGCUAGGGGAGGACCUGGGCCGGACCAAGCACCUCAAGGUGGCUAGGCGGCGGCUCCAGCCCCUGAGAGAUAUGCUGUUGAGAAUGCCCGGAGUUGGGGACCCUGAGAGUGGGGAGAAACUCCAGAUCACUAUCCCGAGGGGCAAAGAUGGCUUUGGCUUCACCAUCUGCUGUGACUCUCCGGUCCGAGUCCAGGCUGUGGAUUCUGGGGGCCCAGCAGAGAGAGCAGGGCUGCAGCAGCUGGACACAGUGCUACAGCUGAAUGAGAGACCCGUGGAGCACUGGAAAUGUGUGGAGCUGGCGCAUGAGAUCCGGAGCUGUCCAAGUGAGAUCAUCCUGCUCGUGUGGCGCGUGGUCCCCCAGAUCAAGCCAGGGCCGGAUGGUGGAGUUUUGCGGCGGGCCUCCUGCAAGUCCACACAUGACCUCCUGUCACCCCCAAACAAGAGGGAGAAGAACUGUACCCAUGGGGCCCCGUCCCGUCCUGAGCAGCGCCACAGCUGCCAUCUGGUGUGUGACAGCUCUGAUAGGCUACUGCUUGGCGGCUGGGAACGCUACACUGAGGUGGGCAAGCACAGCGGCCAGCACACCCUGCCUGCACUGUCUCGGGCCACCACCCCCACCGACCCCAACUACAUCAUCUUGGCCCCGUUGAAUCCUGGAAGCCAGUUGCUGCGGCCUGUGUAUCAGGAGGAUGCCAUUCCUGAAGAACCAGGGACUACCACCAAAGGGAAAUCGUACACCGGCCUGGGCAAGAAGUCCCGGCUGAUGAAGACAGUGCAGACCGUGAAGAGCCACAGCAACUACCAAGAUUGCUCAGCCCUGAGACCACAUGUCCCACACUCGAGCUACGGCACCUACGUCACGCUGGCCCCCAAAGUCCUGGUGUUCCCUGUUUUUGUGCAGGAGUUAAUGUUUGAAACGGACUGA